AUGUACGUCGCUCAACCACUCGACCUUCGAGCCGACUACCUGGACGCAGUUUCGAUUAUCGUCGGGCUCAGCCUGAUGUUGCCUAAAGAACUAGGAGCGAACAAUCUGUUUCCCAAAGAUGAACACACUGAAGCUUGGCAUAUAUCUGUACUCGGAGAAGCUUUGGAGCUACGCAAAGCCGCCGCUAUUACACCAGAAGACGUCUUCGGCUACGGUAUGCUGUGCUACUACAACCGAAAGCAGAAUGAAGAGCAGUGGAGCCACGUGGUCAAGUUCAAAUGGCGAACGUCGUUCAAAAGUAAAGAGGAGGAAAUUUUCAAAGUGGUUCAGGAGAACGGAAUCACGAAUGUGCCCAGCCUCGUGCGCCAUGACAGGCUCGGCUCUACCGCAGAGCUGCGCGAUGGUUUACACCACCAAGCCGAGCCAUCAGGUUUCCCAUUUCGCAACCACACUUGCAUGUGUUUUGUCGUCACACCCAUCGGACUUCCGCUAUUCACGUUUCGGAACUCUGCCGAGCUGUUGGUUGUGCUGCGGGACGCCAUACAAGCCCACCGGGAUGUGCUGCAAAAGGCCAACAUCCUGCAUCGUGACGUAUCAGGCAGCAAUAUUCUGAUCAAUCAAAGCACCAGGCGUGGUAUGCUGAUCAACUUUGACGUGGCCAUAGACCUGUCGCAACACACGCCCACGGCAAGGAACAUCGCUGGCACGCUGGAUUACUCGGCGGCUGGCCUUCUGAAGGAAAACCCGUACACCUACCGGCACGAUGGAGUCAUUUUUCUACGUUUUCAUCCAGGCUCUCACGCGGAAGGAGGGCCGCUUACCGGCGAACAGCCGAUUUACGCGGUGGACGGCCGGUGA
Akanthomyces muscarius is the source of this 858-nucleotide messenger RNA. RefSeq lists its product as uncharacterized. Gene Ontology annotation, biological process: protein phosphorylation. The transcript has 2 exons. The record is from RefSeq and is a predicted model, not a curated record. Gene Ontology annotation, molecular function: protein kinase activity. Lineage: Eukaryota; Fungi; Ascomycota; Sordariomycetes; Hypocreales; Cordycipitaceae. The coding region runs from base 1 to 858 and encodes 285 amino acids.